Apiotrichum porosum is the source of this 876-nucleotide messenger RNA. RefSeq lists its product as uncharacterized. The transcript has a single exon. The record is from RefSeq and is a predicted model, not a curated record. Lineage: Eukaryota; Fungi; Basidiomycota; Tremellomycetes; Trichosporonales; Trichosporonaceae. Bases 1 to 876 code for a protein of 291 amino acids.
AUGUCGACCACCUUCGACCUUGGCUUCGCCACUCUCAACCUCGACCUUGCGUCUACUCUUGCCAUCCCCUCAACCCUUCCCUCCUCUGUUAUUCUUCCUCCCUUCGACUUUGGUCCCAUCGUCGCUCCCAACAUGCCCGCCACCCCAGCUCCUGUCGAGACGGCCAUCAAGGCCCCUAUCGUUGACACCACCCUUAUGGACUUCCUUCCUGCCAUGACUGGCCCUGUUGACGUCAAGGUCAUCAAGGUCCAGCGCCGCCUCCAGACUUCCGCCACCGAGGUCAAGUCGGCCCCCUCCCAGUCCAUCCUCCUCAAGGACAACGGCCGCCGCAUUGCCCCCAAGAUCCGUCGCGUGCCUCCCCCUUCUUUCCCCGUCACAUUUGACAUCAACACCGUCCCCCGCCGCAAGGACUCUCCCAUUCCCUUCAGCCGCCCCCUCACUCCCUUUGUCGCCACCAGCACGGCCCCCCGCUUCACCAACGAUGACAAGCUCGAGAACAUUGAGGAGGUGAUGUGCCAAUUGGACCUCUCCGAGGGCCCCGCCCUCACCUCGGACUCGGACUCGGCCACGGACGAUGAGCCCGCCCCCGCCACGCCUCGCCACUCCUACAUUCUGCCUGCGUCGCUCACCUUCCCGGUCGCCCACAUCCGCCGCGCGCCGUCUGUCAACGUCAAGGCCAUCCACCUCCCCGAGUACCUCCCUGCCUCGUUUGUCGUCAACAAGUACACCGCUGCCAGCGGACGCACUCCCAACCCCACAACCAACUCCAAGGAGCACAAGACCGCCGAGGGUGUGCCCGCUCGCCCCAACCUUGUCCGCCGCCCUGCUUGCCGCGACCUCCGCCGUGCCCGCCGCAACGCCAUCCUCGCUCAGUAG